AGGGACGCUAAAGUGAUCCUUUCCCCCUCACACACUCACAUGUGUUCGGGGACCGAAACACACGCCAUCUCUCACUGAAGCUCAAGGUCAGAGAAACCCAGAAUGAGGUGAGGGAAGAUGGAGUGUGAAAUUUGAUUUGGGAUUAUUAAAGUCAGUGUACUGUAACAGCGCUGUGAAGGUUCGCUGAAGUAUGUAGACACACGAGGCUGCUCGUUCUCAGUAGGAUGAGAUUGAUGGUUUCUGCGAGAAGUUAAAAAAUUAAACGUCAAACGUGGGACAUGUGGGACUCAACAAACUAACUAUUCCCAAACCUGUGAACCAGGAAUCAUGACGGCCAUCACAGCCCCGAGCGACAGAUACAAUGCUGUGUGGAUCAUCUUCUUCGUCCUGGGCCUGGGAACCCUUUUGCCAUGGAAUUUCUUCAUGACCGCUACCAUGUACUUCACCAGCAGGCUAAAGGACCAAGACCUGUCCCUCAACCACACCGCCAACAUGACCGACGCAGCCUCAUCGGACACUCGCAAUAUCCUGGAGUCAAAGUUCAACAACGUGAUGACGCUGUGCGCCAUGGUGCCGCUGCUGAUCUUCACCUGCCUCAACUCCUUCAUCCACCAGAGGAUCUCCCAGAAGCUGCGUAUUUGCGGGUGUCUGGCGGUCAUCUUGGGUGUGUUCCUGCUGACGGCCAUCUUGGUCAAGGUGAAAGUGGAUCCCCUGGCCUUCUUCACCAUCACCAUGAUCAAGAUCGUCAUCAUCAACUCGUUCGGCGCGGUGCUCCAGGGGAGUCUGUUCGGCCUGGCGGGGCGUCUGCCCGCCUCCUACACCACCCCCAUCAUGAGUGGCCAAGGCCUGGCCGGAACCUUCGCCGCCUUCUCCAUGAUCUGCGCCUUGGCCAGUGGCUCCGAGCUGAACGACAGCGCCGUGGGCUACUUCAUCACGGCCUGCGUGGUCAUCUUCCUGGCCAUCCUGGCCUACAUCGCCCUGCCCAAGAUGGAGUUCUUCCAGUACUACAUGGAGAGUAUUGGAUCCAGUCUCACGGGGGAGGAGGAGAACAGGAUGGAUCUGCUUAAGAAAGACGGCUCUGGGGAGAAGGGCACUGCAGCGGCGGGAGGCAGGCAGAGCCCGUCGGUCUUGGGCAUCUUUAAACAGAUCUGGGUGAUGGCAUUGUCUGUGUGCUUCAUCUUCACCAUCACCAUCGGAACGUUCCCUGCCGUGACGGUGGAGGUGAAGUCCUCCGUGGCCGCGGGCAGUGCCUGGGACACCUACUUCAUCCCCGUGUCCUGCUUUCUGCUCUUCAACCUGAUGGACUGGGCCGGCCGCAGUCUCACUGCCGUCUGUAUGUGGCCGGGGAAGGACAGCCUGUGGCUGCCGGUGCUGGUGGGUCUGCGGGUGGUCUUCGUACCGCUGUUCAUGCUGUGUAACGUGCAGCCGCGAAGCUACCUGCCCGUGCUGUUCGGGCACGACGCCUGGUACAUCCUCUUCAUCGUCCUCUUCUCCUUCUCCAACGGCUACCUGGCCAGCCUCUGCAUGUGCUUCGGACCCAAGAAGGUGGCGCAACAUGAAGCUGAGACGGCCGGCGCGGUCAUGGCCUUCUUCCUGUCCCUGGGUCUGGCCAUGGGGGCUGCCCUGUCCUUUGGCUUCCGAGCCAUGAUCUAAUAACCCCCCCACCCCCAAGCCCCCCUCGCCUCCUCCCCCACGGUAUGGACACCCUACUGUCCCCCCCUCCCCCCUCCUGUUUGUUGAACGUUCUCACAGAGCCGUCUUCCCCCACUCCCCCCGGCCGAGGGCUGGAGGGAGUGGGUCACAAAUACUAGACCGACUGAAUCACCAAAACCUUUCUCCUAUUGCGGGUGCUGAAUGUGCCAAACGGUUGUGGAGCGAGCCUAAUUUCUCUGAGCCCCGGGGUGGAAAGUCACGGAAAAGUGUUGAGUCAGCCCCGUCUGGUGACGUCAGAGAAGAAGAACAGCGGCCCUCUGUGUCCCCGUUGUGACCGAGUGUUUAAAGGGAUACUCUAGGGGCAAACGGCAGUAGCAUGUAGACAGAAGGAACUUCUCUGAUUCUAUUCAAUGGUACAUAUUGUCCGACGUAAAUAUGUGUCUGCUUUUUAUAUAGACUAUAGGCAUACUUUUUUGUUGAUUCUUUCUCAUAAAUUUCCUGUUUCAAACAGCUAACGGCUUUAGGUUCUGCACAAAGUGAGAAUCUAACAGCGGACGUGUUAUGGCACUGGCAACCGAGUCGGGGGCCAGCGAUGUGAAAUUAGAGCUGUACCAAUAAGCAGGUUGAUCUCUACCAAAUAUAAGACGUUACCUGACAACCCACACAGCUAGGUGUGUCUAUACGUACUCGCCCAAUACUGCCCUCAGAUAACAGACGUGUGUGUGUGUGUACGUGGGUGUGUGUGUGUGUGUGAUAGUUACUGAUGGUAGUUGCAGAUUGUACAACUAGGGGGCAGCAGCGGUAAGGUCCUCAUCCCCUAAAGAUACAUGCUAUUUCCAGUGUCCUACAAUUAAUGCUGUGACGUUGUUACUGUUAUUGGUGACCUCAAUAUUUCCAUGGGGAUGGGAAAUUCUUUGGAACGUGACCCAGUCAUUUCCAUAAGGAGACCUGGGCGAUGUGCUCGUAUCGGGACUGUAUGUGUGUGAAGAUCUCUCCUUUCUCACUGUGAUUACUUGUUUUGGAGUCGUUUGUUAAUUUACUUUUUAUCCUCCCAGACGUUAGAAUGCAAUACAUUUAGUUUUUAUGAUACUGUUCGGCCAUCCCAUUAUUCAGUGCCUAGUCGGUGGAGACUGCCUUUGGUCUAAUGGUAGUCAAUGUUUAAAAGGCCUGUUUGGUUUUUUUGUGUUUAAGGCCUGUUUUGGUUUUUAGUGUCUUGAUACACAUGGCAGUGAUUGUCAGCAUUAUUAUUAUCAGCAAAACAUACAUAUUUGCAUUGUUUCGCCUUCACCAGGUGUGUUUCUGCCAUCUCUUAUCAAGAUGUUCUUAUGAGUUUGACAAAAAUUGUUUUAUCUAGUUAUUUUUAAUUGAUCAACAAUUUAUUUGGGAUUUUCAAUCAGAAUGAAGGAAACCAAUAACCUCAACAGUUUUAUCCGUUUUAUAUUUUUACAUAUCUGAUUAUUUUUUUAUAAUUUUUUGUUUUACCUGCAGAUAUAAUGCAUUACCAGAUGUAUUCAAUGACGUGGUGCUUGGCACUGUCCUGUUUACAGGACGGUGAUGAGGUAUAGCAAGGACCAUAGCAAUGUUACCCAACAAAGAAAAUAAAUGUUUUUGUAAGACUCACAUUUUGCUGCAAGAUUGAUGAUAUACACUAGCAUUUCACCUACUACUAAAGAAAAUUCAAAGGCAAUAAAAAAAUGUUAAUACAG
This is a messenger RNA of Gadus morhua (Atlantic cod), 3359 nucleotides long. Its product is annotated as equilibrative nucleoside transporter 1. Bases 328 to 1653 code for a protein of 441 amino acids. Gene Ontology annotation, cellular component: plasma membrane. Gene Ontology annotation, molecular function: nucleoside transmembrane transporter activity. The record is from RefSeq and is a predicted model, not a curated record. Lineage: Eukaryota; Metazoa; Chordata; Actinopteri; Gadiformes; Gadidae. Gene Ontology annotation, biological process: uridine transmembrane transport. The transcript is spliced from 14 exons.